Aspergillus tanneri is the source of this 609-nucleotide messenger RNA. Its product is annotated as class I SAM-dependent methyltransferase. The record is from RefSeq and is a predicted model, not a curated record. Lineage: Eukaryota; Fungi; Ascomycota; Eurotiomycetes; Eurotiales; Aspergillaceae. The transcript has 2 exons. The coding region runs from base 1 to 609 and encodes 202 amino acids.
AUGAGUAUCCUUGAGAUUGGUGCUGGAACUGGCAGUGCAACGAAGAAAGUCAUCAGCACUAUUGGGCGUAGAUUUGCUAGCUAUACUUUCACAGAUAUAUCGAGCGGGUUCUUUGACAAUGCCAGGGAGCUCUUCUCCAGUUAUGAGGAUUAUAUGCUCUUCAAGGUCCUUGAUGCUGAGAAGGACAUUGUCUCGCAAGGAUUUUCAGAGCAUUCAUACCAUCUCAUUAUUGCAUCAUUUGUACUCCAUGCGACGUCGAAAUUGGAACACACUCUGAGCAACAUUAGACGGCUGGUGAAACCCGGUGUAUAUCUGGUCAUGCUCGAGGCUAUAAAUCUCGAGCAGUCUCGUUUAGGAUACAUUUUGGAUCUUUCCCUGGAUGGUGGCUUGGUGCUGACGAUGGCCGAUUACUCUCUCCUUGCGUUACCAACGAGGAAUGGGAUCGGCUGCUGCUCAAGACCGGCUUUUCUGGCGUUGAUAUUGUUACAUCAGAUGUGGAUGCACUUCCAUUCCCUGCAUCUGCUAUCGUAUCCCAAGCGAUGGACCAAACUGUUCAGUUCCUUCGCGAUCCCUUGGGGUCGUCCAGUGCUGACGUCUUCGAUCCCAUGA